Messenger RNA from Nothobranchius furzeri (turquoise killifish), 2262 nucleotides. It is a transcript of the gene nr5a5, whose product is annotated as nuclear receptor subfamily 5, group A, member 5. Lineage: Eukaryota; Metazoa; Chordata; Actinopteri; Cyprinodontiformes; Nothobranchiidae. The record is from RefSeq and is a predicted model, not a curated record. Gene Ontology annotation, cellular component: RNA polymerase II transcription regulator complex. Gene Ontology annotation, biological process: hormone-mediated signaling pathway; regulation of transcription by RNA polymerase II; tissue development. Gene Ontology annotation, molecular function: zinc ion binding; RNA polymerase II cis-regulatory region sequence-specific DNA binding; nuclear receptor activity.
ACGUGGGCCUCAGACAAGCGUCAGUCCAUCUGAGCUUUCGGGUCUGACCACCUCUGGGCUUUUCUCUGGCUCUCCUGCUGUCUCUGUCUGGUCUCCUAACCUCCAACACAAUGAAGAUCAAGCUAAGCUGACUUUCAAGUUCAUGUCUCACCAGCAAAAAUGGACAUACCUGAUUAUUAUCCACAGCUACCUCAGACACUAGUCCACCAGUCUGGUAACAUCUCAGAGGAUCUGUUAGUGUUGGAGGGAUCAUCAACAUCUCAGGAACAAAAGACGGAGGCAGCCAGCAGGCCAGCAGAGUCAGAGGACAGAUGUCCCGUCUGUGGUGACAAAGUGUCUGGAUAUCACUACGGGCUGCUUACCUGUGAGAGCUGCAAGGGUUUCUUUAAACGAUCCGUGCAGAAUAACAAACACUACACAUGCUCAGAGCAGCAAAGCUGCCCGAUGAACCUUUCCCAGAGGAAACGUUGUCCUUUCUGCCGCUUCCAGAAAUGUUUGGCUGUAGGCAUGAAGACAGAAGCUGUAAGAGCAGAUCGUAUGAGAGGUGGCAGGAAUAAAUUUGGACCUCUCUACCGGCGGGACAGACAGAUGAAACAAAACAAGGCAAACACUGAUCUCUACAGGAUUAAGAUGGAAACUACACAAACGCUACAACCUCCAAAUGAUCCUCAAUGGAUAGGCAGUCACACAAGUGAUCCCUCGUCUUCCAGUGCUGUUCAGUUAUCUCGCAUUAUGUAUCCAGCUGGAAUGGGACACUUGAGUGAAUCCACAUCUCUGGACUGCCCAAUAAACCAUCACAAAGUGCUAGCUCCUCCAUCCAUGUCCUAUCACGGAGUAUACUGCCCUUUUCCUGGAUACCCUCGGGACAAAGGAGAACGAGAGUUCAGCUGCAGCCCAACUGCCACACACUAUCCAAUGCCUUCAACCCCAAACCCUUUAUUCAUGCAAAGAAGCAUGUCAGCAUCUCCCCACUGCCCCACAACAAGCUCAGCCAGCUUCCUCUCAGGCCAGGCUCCCACUCAGACUCUAAUCACGACUACUUCAACUCCCAGCUUCCUUAAUCAGCUCAUGGAAGGAGAGCAGGAUGAGGCCCAGCUCAGUGCCAAAGUCCUGGCUAGUCUGCAGAGAGAACAGGCCAAUCGAGGGAAACACGACCGCCUAAAUACGUUCAGCAUCAUGUGCAAAAUGGCUGACCAGACACUGUUUGGGCUUGUGGAGUGGGCCAGGAACAGCAGUCUAUUUAAGGAGCUCAAGGUUGAAGAUCAGAUGGUUCUGUUGCAAAGCUGUUGGAGUGAGCUGCUGGUGCUGGAUCACCUCUGCAGACAAGUCACUUACGGAAAAGACGGCUGUAUUUACCUGGUCACGGGUCAACAGAUUGAGGUGUCGACCAUUACUUCCCAGGCAGGAGCCACUCUAAGCAGCUUGGUAUCAAGAACCCAGGACCUCGUGUCCAAAAUUAAAGCACUUCAUUUAGACAGGCAAGAGUUUGUUUGUCUUAAACACCUCGUUCUUUUUAACCCAGGUUCCUAAUGUGCAUCUGUUUAUGUGCACCUUUGUGCUUAAGAUGUGAAGUCGGUGCAUGGCCGAAGAAAAGUGGAGCAGACUCAGGCGACAGUAAACAGGGCGCUAAUGGAGCACAGUCAGAGAAAUCACCCAGGACGCUCAGACAAGUUUGGCCAACUUCUUCUCCGGCUGCCAGAAGUUCGCAGCAUCAGUCUGCAGGUGGAGGACUAUUUGUACCAACGCCACCUUCUUGGAGAUUUACCCUGCAACUCUCUGCUUGCGGAGAUGCUGCACGCCAAGCACAACUAAGAAAAUCUCACGCUGGAGUGAUCCAAGAUUGCUGUUGCAAACUUUCUUACAUCACAUAUUCUCACAUUUAACAGCACCACUUUCUUUCCUACAAAGCAGCAAAAGCUUCAUGUUUGUAACACGAUGCAUGCUACUCACGCCACAUGUUGGAAAAGUUUCCUUCAACAGUGUUAUUACAACCACAAUCUAUAGUAACCUUGCAGAAUUCUGAAAUCUAAGAUCAAAGCUUUACCAAGUUUUUUUGCCAUCAGUACAGCUCAGCUGUCAACAGCAGUGAAACUGGGUAUUGGUGAAGUUAGUGAUAAAAUAAAUCGGUUUGUUCGUAAUUUAGACAAACGUAGUUACAAGUUUAACACCGUCUUUGUCAGCAGUAGACGGUUACCCACAUAUCUAAGCUAGCUCCAAUUCUAAAAAGAUGAACAUGGUGAAAAUAAAAAUGAUUGUGACAAA